GCCCUGGCUCAGUCUCAAUGGGGGCACUGGGGCUGGAAGGCUGGGGGAGGAGGCCCCGGGGGAAGGGCUGCCUCCUGCUGGCUGUGGCAGGAACCACUUCCCUGGUGACUUUACUGCUGGCUGUGCCUAUCACUGUCCUGGCUGUGCUGGCUGUGGUGUCCCAGAAGCAAGGAGGACUGGUAACGGAGACCACUGACCCAGGGGCACGAGCAAAGGCCCAGCAGCGACUGGGGUCCCAGGAGCUGUCUGAGCAGGAAGCAGAAACAGAUCCCAGCCUCAGGCUCCCAGCUGCUCACCUCAUAGGCGCCUGGACGCAGGGACAGGGUCUGGGCUGGGAGACGGAGAAAGAAGAGGCGUUUCUGAGGAGCGGGGCGCAGUUCUCCAGCACCGACGGGCUGGCCCUCCCGCGGGACGGCCUCUAUUACCUCUACUGCCAGGUCGGCUACCGAGGCCGGGCGCCCCCUGCGGACCGGGACCCCGUCGACCGCUCGGUCACGCUGCGCAGCCGGCUGUACCGGGCGCGGGGCGCCUACGGACCCCACAGGACUCCGGAGCUGCUGCUCGAGGGCGUGGAGACUGUGAGCCCAGCCUUGGACCGGACCCGGAAGCUCUGGUACACGAGCGUGGGGGUCGGCGGCCUGGUGCAGCUCCAGAGGGGCGAGAGGGUGUACGUGAACAUCAGCCACCCCGACAUGGUGGACUACAGGAGAGGGAAGACUUUCUUUGGGGCUGUGAUGGUGGGGUGAUGAUGGCAGCCCUGCAGCGUGGGAGUGGGUCUGUCAGCCCAGCUGUUGGGGACCCAGACACCAGGGACCCCGUGGCAGGGGUGAAAGGCAGGACGCUGUUUGGAAACUGAUUUUGAUCCUGAUGAAAAUAAAGAAUGUUAAGCUUUA
Messenger RNA from Artibeus jamaicensis (Jamaican fruit-eating bat), 893 nucleotides. It is a transcript of the gene LTB, whose product is annotated as lymphotoxin beta. The coding region runs from base 18 to 746 and encodes 242 amino acids. The record is from RefSeq and is a predicted model, not a curated record. Lineage: Eukaryota; Metazoa; Chordata; Mammalia; Chiroptera; Phyllostomidae. The transcript is spliced from 4 exons. Gene Ontology annotation, molecular function: tumor necrosis factor receptor binding; CD40 receptor binding. Gene Ontology annotation, cellular component: membrane. Gene Ontology annotation, biological process: immune response.